AUGUCUCUGUUUUUUGUUUUGUUUUUGCUCUUUUAGAUGAAUCCCGCAUCCCUUGUUGUUUUUGUUGCGGACUUUUCCAUCUUAAGUUUCGUGUGCUGGUUGAUUGGGGCGUCGGAUGGGCCUAUCGCCGACCCGACAGAAAAUCACCUGGAAUUCACACCUUAAAUCCACUCCUCCACGCCUCCCAUUGGUGGAGCCCCCGCAUAUAUCCGUCACGGUGCACCGCCAGCACGAUGACAGCGGCCUGCGGCGGAGUCACAAGCCUCAUCGCCAUCGGUAAACAUGCAUUUCGGCCGCGACCCCGCUGCUGCCUUCCAGCUCUGCGCGAACAACGCCGCGUUCGCGGCCGAAGCGUCGGCCCCCGCGGACGCGGAGCGGACGGCCGAGGUGCGCUCCCCGAGCUCGGGGCCGUCCAGCCCGCUGUCGGUGAACUCGGACUCGAGCUGCGCCAGCCCCGAGGCCAAGUCCGUGUCGGCGCAGCAGAGAGUCAGGAGGCCCCUGAACGCCUUCAUCAUCUGGACCAAAGAGGAGCGCAGGCGGCUGGCGCAGCUCAACCCAGACCUGGAGAACACGGACCUGAGCAAAAUACUUGGAAAAACAUGGAAGGCCAUGUCUCUGGUUGAGAAGCGUCCAUACAUGCAGGAAGCGGAGCGUCUGAGAGUCCAGCACACCAUCGACUACCCCAACUACAAGUACCGGCCCCGCAGGAGGAGGCAGCUGAAGAAGACCUCCAAGCCUCAGGCCGCAGAGGCUCCCCGCGCCUCGCUCUGCGGCCCCGGAUACCCGGUGCCUUUCAACCUCGCCUACCUGCUCCAGAACCAGCAGCAGUGCUACCCAAGCAGCGCAGCUUUUGCAAACUCCCCAGCCAGCUUCACCCCCUCGCACGGCUUCCAAAACAGUUCAGAUUUUCUAGACACAACUGCAGCAGCAGCAGCAGCAGCAGCGGCGGACGUGUCAUCGAACGCGCCCGCGGGGUACCCGAACCCCCCCGCGUACCCCGCACAGCCCCAGCCGUAUUACGGCGGUCAGCGAGGACAAACGCAGCAGGGCUUCUGCAGGCCCGCGGGGCCCCAGGCGGACCAGGGGGAGUCCAGCGGGGUUUACGGGGGCCCGCAGGGACCGGCCGGGCCCUCCUUUGAGUUUUACCUGGCACAGGUUCAGCUGGACAUGCUGUACGAUCUGGACCGCAGCGAGUUUGAACAGUACCUGGGCCCCGGUCCCCACAGGCCCGAGUCGGUGGACCCCGGCUGCUACCAGAGCGGCCACAGAGAGGGACGCGCCGUCUCGUGAAAGUACUAAACGUGGUGUAUUUAUUUAUUUUAUGUCAGCUCGUCAUCUGACAGUGACUGCUGAAGGUGUACAUGGUGCGUUGUUAAAUGACUAUACUGUACUGUCUUCCAAUGGGAUUAUAAUAAAUAAAUAACAGUUAAACACAAAA
Gasterosteus aculeatus aculeatus (three-spined stickleback) is the source of this 1438-nucleotide messenger RNA. It is a transcript of the gene sox32, whose product is annotated as SRY-box transcription factor 32. Lineage: Eukaryota; Metazoa; Chordata; Actinopteri; Perciformes; Gasterosteidae. The record is from RefSeq and is a predicted model, not a curated record. Gene Ontology annotation, cellular component: nucleus. Gene Ontology annotation, biological process: positive regulation of transcription by RNA polymerase II; cell differentiation. Gene Ontology annotation, molecular function: RNA polymerase II cis-regulatory region sequence-specific DNA binding; DNA-binding transcription activator activity, RNA polymerase II-specific.